UCGCUUCUUCCUUCGCGCGUAAUUGAUGUUGGACCGCCAGAUGGAUCUCAAGAACCAUUUCUCUAUUCAAGCAAAGAGCAUUCCGACUAUUACCUGACACUAAGCCAUCGAUGGGGAGAUUACGAUACGGUCAAGACGAGGUUGGAAAAUUUGAGUGACCGAUCAAUCUCCAUGCCAAUACGCACUCUACCCAAAAGUUUUCGUGACGCUGUGGUCAUCACCAGGAAGCUCGGUCUCCGUUACCUAUGGAUCGAUACGCUUUGCAUCGUUCAAGAUGACCCAUCAGACUGGGAGAGCCAAGCCUCGAAUAUGGCUAAUAUAUUUCGAAACUCACUUAUGACCAUUGCUGCCGCUGUCGACAACUGCUAUGAGAAUGGACACUAUUCCAAAAAUCUGGGCAGCUUUUCGCUUUCGCAGAUCGUCAUGAAUCAGGCGCUGGGAAGACCUUCGGGGGUCCUGGAUGCUGGUGCAUGGAUCCUUCAAGAACAAUUGCUCUCACCAAGGGUCUUGUAUUUCACAGCCGACGAGCUGUUCUGGGAUUGUGUCUGCAUCAACGCCUCAGAGUCCUAUCCAACACGUAUACCCGAUCUAGUGUACAACAGCCACAGCCACGGGCGAAGCUACCGAUCCUUCAAGGAAGCUACGUGGAGGCAGAUUGUCCAAGCUUACUCAAGUCGUGACAUAACCCUAGAAACAGAUAGGAUGAUCGCUACGGCGGGGGUUGUGAGCCUGACGGAGAAGAUGUUAAACGACCGAUGCAUUUUUGGGCUAUGGGCAAAAAAUCUAAAUGGCGAGCAAAUGUGGCAAGAGUUACUAUGGUCGGUGGAU
Messenger RNA from Hyaloscypha bicolor E, 828 nucleotides. RefSeq names its product HET-domain-containing protein. The annotation marks the transcript as partial. NCBI's taxonomy places the organism in Eukaryota, Fungi, Ascomycota, Leotiomycetes, Helotiales, Hyaloscyphaceae. The record is from RefSeq and is a predicted model, not a curated record. The transcript has 3 exons.